Entamoeba dispar SAW760 is the source of this 342-nucleotide messenger RNA. RefSeq lists its product as uncharacterized. The transcript is spliced from 2 exons. Bases 1 to 342 code for a protein of 113 amino acids. NCBI's taxonomy places the organism in Eukaryota, Evosea, Mastigamoebida, Endamoebidae. The record is from RefSeq and is a predicted model, not a curated record.
AUGCUAAAAAAAUAUUCUGGUAUCUCUUUUAAUCAAGAACUUAAUUGUUCUGUGUAUUUAGGAAGAAAAUAUCUUCUUAUUUUUAAAGACAAUACUAAUCCUCUCACAGACAUCCCGUUUAAAGCAAUAGAAAUUGAGAAAAUUAAAAAAAAAGAAAGCUUUGAAAAGAACAAGCCUAUUUCUGGACUAAGGCUUAGCAUGAAAAGUUCUUAUCCAUUCUUCUCUGAAAAAUUUAUUUUAUCAGGAAAUCAAAAUCAAAUUGAUAAUCUUCAAAGUCAAAUAGAUUCUCUUAUUCAAGGAGAAACAAAAAUAUUUUCAUCAUCUCAACUAAAAUUACCUUAA